Molecule: messenger RNA, 1170 nt
Organism: Serendipita indica DSM 11827
Lineage: Eukaryota; Fungi; Basidiomycota; Agaricomycetes; Sebacinales; Serendipitaceae
Source: the annotation of a GenBank genome assembly
AUGUGCGGGAGGUUCGCCCUGGGAGGCGAACGAGAUGCCAUACUCAAUGAUAUCCUAGGCGCUGGGAUAUUUGAGCCAGAUGAAGAUGCGGAAUGGCUUGACCGGGAGGAUUACCAUCCUCGCUACAACAUUGCCCCUCGUUCGAGGGCGCCUGUCAUUCGAAGGAGACAGAAUAUAGACGAGGAUUCCGCCUUGAAUGGCAAUAACCGAGAGCAGUCAUCUUCAGAGGCAGAAAAUUCUGCAACACCCGAGCAUAAACAGACGCGCACUGUUGUUCAGACUAUGCGCUGGGGACUCGUACCUAAAAACGCCAAGACGGACGACUACAAACUUACUGCGAACACCAUCAAUGCGCGAGCAGAGACCAUCCUCGAGAAAGGUCCAGGCAGGGGCACCUGGGGAAACGUUAUCGAAUCGAGACGAUGCAUCAUUCCUUGCGAUGGGUACUACGAGUGGUUGACCAAGGACGCGAAGACGAGGUUGCCUCAUUUUAUCCGUCAUCCUGACAAGACAAAGAAGCUUUACUUCGCUGGAAUGUGGGACAGAAUAAUGUUUCCAAGCGAGAACCCUGACGAGCAAACCAAGCCGUUAUAUACAUUUACUAUUGUCACGAUACCGGCACCGCCAGACAUGGAAUGGCUGCAUGAUCGCUCUCCUCUCAUCUUUUCGCCCACUUCGCCGGAAGACAUGGAGAAACUCAAGGUGUGGCUGAAUCCCGAUAUCCACUGGGAGAAUGGCAUUCGCCAACUUUUGGAAUCAUACUUGCAUCACUCGCUGCCAGAGCCGUACACCAUCUAUCAAGUCCCUAAAGAGGUAGGGAAAGUGGGCGCAGAAUCCAAGAGCUUCACAGAGCCUAUAGCUCAGAGGAAAGACGGCAUCAAGGCCAUGUUUGCCAAGCAACAGCAGAAAUCAAAUUCCCCAGAGUCAUUGCCGUCAAAGAGACCUCGUUCCUCGACUCCUGAGAAGAUGAGCUCGUCUGUCGAAGAUUCUCCAAGGAAAAGAGUAAAGCAAGAGGCUCCUAGCAGUCCGUCAAAGGCCUCGACAUCCACUCCAAAGAAGGCCCCAUCGUCACCACGGAAAAAGGCUAAUAACACUCCGGCAAAAGACCCGAACAUUCGGAGCAUCUCCGAUUUCUUUGCGACAGCAAGCCCGCGCAAAACGCAACCUUAA